Messenger RNA from Sinocyclocheilus grahami, 3061 nucleotides. RefSeq names its product AP2-associated protein kinase 1-like. Gene Ontology annotation, biological process: protein phosphorylation. The transcript is spliced from 16 exons. NCBI's taxonomy places the organism in Eukaryota, Metazoa, Chordata, Actinopteri, Cypriniformes, Cyprinidae. Gene Ontology annotation, molecular function: protein kinase activity; ATP binding. The record is from RefSeq and is a predicted model, not a curated record. The coding region runs from base 32 to 2626 and encodes 864 amino acids.
CCUUGUGGGAAACAAAAACAUUGUUGGUUUUAUGGACUCCAGCAUCACAGCAGUAGGUUCAGGAGAUGUUUGGGAAGUUCUCAUAUUGAUGGACUUCUGUCGAGGUGGGCAGGUUGUGAACCUGAUGAACCAGCGCUUGCAGACUGGAUUCAGUGAGACGGAGGUGCUGCAGAUCUUCUGUGACACAUGUGAAGCUGUCGCUCGACUACAUCAGUGCAAAACUCCCAUCAUCCACCGGGACCUUAAAGUGGAGAACAUCUUGCUGCACGACAGAGGACAUUAUGUGUUGUGUGAUUUUGGCAGUGCCAUUAACCGCUCCCAGGAUCCACAAACAGAAGGUGUGGCGGCUGUAGAAGAAGAAAUCAAGAAGUACACUACUCUUUCAUACCGGGCCCCAGAAAUGGUGAAUCUAUAUGGGGGCAAAGUUAUCACUACUAAAGCAGAUAUAUGGGCUUUGGGCUGCUUGUUGUAUAAGUUGUGUUAUUUCACAUUGCCGUUUGGAGAGAGUCAGGUGGCCAUCUGUGACGGCAGCUUCACCAUCCCUGACAACUCCCGCUACUCGCACGACAUGCACUGUCUCAUCCGUUACAUGCUGGAGCCAGACCCUGACAUAAGGCCAGAUAUCUACCAGGUGUCAUAUUUUGCCUUUAAACUGGCACGGAAAGAAUGCCCAGUACAGAAUAUCCACAACUCACUCAUUCCAGCAAAACUCCCAGAGCCAAUCAGAGCCAGUGAAGCCGUGGCCAAGAAGAGUCAAAACAAAGCCAGGCUCACUGAUCCAGUCCCUACGACUGAGACAUCCAUAGCACCACGGCAGCGUCCCAAGGCUGGCCAAGCUCAAGCAAUCGCAGGCAUCCUGCCCAUCCAACCAGCCCUCACCCCUCGUAAAAGAGCCAGUGCACCUGCAGGACCCGGCCAGCCAAUCAGUGUUAACAGUGCUUCCCAGCCUGUUUCCCAAUCACAGGUUCCUGUCGCUCAGCAACAAACCACGCCCACUCCAAUGCAGGCCACUCCCUCUCCACCCCAGACCACACCCCAACAUGCACAACUUUUUGUGCAGCAGCAAAACACAGUCUUCUUUACUGCUCAACAACAGUCUGUCGGCGGAAGUCGUGGGGUGCAUAAAGUCGGCUCCUUGACUCCACCCUCUUCUCCCAAGACCGCCCCUAAAGGAGGCCACAGGCGAAUUCUGAGCGAUGUCACACGCAGCACCAUAUUUGGAGUUCCUGUGAGCAAGUCCACUCAACUGCUUCAAGCUGCUGCUGCAGAGGCCAGCCUCAACAAGUCCAAGUCAGCUAGCACCACUCCCUCUGGUUCUCCAUGUUCAUCACAGCAGAGUGUUUAUCAGUCAGUGGAGGCUUCGGGACCCUCGGCUGGAGCCCCAGCAUCCUGGAACCCCUUUGCCGAUGACAAUUUCUGUAAACUCACAGCAGAAGAGCUGCUCAACAAGGAUUUUGCCAAACUGGAUGCUAAGACAGCCGAGAGAUCCUGCCCUGAAAAUCAGAUUUCUGGGUUGCAGUCUGUGUCUUCAAAUAAAGUCUUUCUACAGGGAGGAGAGAAGUUGAUCGAGGGUUUGAAGUCUCCAGAGCCCUCUUCCUCCCUGAUUCUCCCUGACCUUCCCUUGAAUGACCCCUUCAGCCCUGCAGACUGUAGUCAUGCUGGGAUGGAUUCUCUGAUCCCUGGUCUGGAUCCUCUACAGACUGAUCCUGGGUCAGCUGCACUACCAGAAUCUUUGGUUGGACAGGAUUCUCUUUUGGAUGGGCCGCUUCUCUCCCACCCCUCCACUGGGGGUCUAAUACUGGCCUCAUCCCCCUCAUCUCUCCCUACACCAUCUAUGGACCAGUUUACUACUACUGCUUUGAGUAGUGGACAGUUCCACCAGGAAGCCAGAAGCAAGAGUGAUGGAUAUGGAUCGCAUUCGGAGGGAGGUGACCUCGAGAACCCUGUGGAGGAGGGCUGUCUUCAUUCCAGCGAUGAAGACGAUGGAGAAAAAGAAGGGGGGAGGUCACAGGUGAGCGGCGAAGAAACGCCAAGUCUGGACUGCAGUGGCUCCAGACCGUUACUUCAAGACUCGGAUGACGAUGGCGACCAAAGUCCCGCGUCUUCCAGAAACCUCCAGAUGUCUUCCCAAUCUGAGGAACCAGUUGAAAACCAGUCCUCGCUGGUUUCUCAGAACCACUCGCCACAGCUGGUUUCACAAGCCCAACAUGCAGACACAGAUGCAAGCGUCGAUGUCUUUUCCAAAGCUCCGUUUCGAAUUGGAGAAGACAUAGACGGCGAUGGGGACGUGUUCGCCAAUGCGCCGUUUCCUCGUCUUCCAGCUCAGCCUCGACAGCCUGAUAUUUUCCUCCAGGCGCCCUUUGGUAGAAAGAAGGAAGCUUCUGGAAAGGUUUACAGCAAUCCGGCGGCCCAGCCGAGAUUUUCUUCCCUUGACCAGAGCAUCCUCGGCCAAGUGACCCCUCUGCCCUUUCGCCCCCAGGCACUUUCUAAGUAUUCCAGACACUACGAAGGACCUGUGAACACAAACCCUGAACACAGACCGAGCACUGUGACGUCUGAUGGGACUUCCACUGACCCCUUCGUCUCGGCGCCCUUCCACCUUAAGGGCCGUCAAGAUAAACGCUGAGAGAACAGCGUCUGUGAAACCGCAGAUUCACAGACGCUGAAUCUGAAAAGAAAAGAUUUGAGCUUAACAUAAUGAAAUGCUGUAUACCGAGUGUAAUUUAUUCAAGAAUGAAGCACAUUUAUGGCCUCUGGCUGUCUAUCUCUGGGUCAGCGUUUGAUUGUGUGACAUCUUUUGCUACCUCAGAUCAUUCUCAUGCUGUCAAGCUUCAUUUCUGUCCUGCGUAUGUACCACAUCCACAGAAACCUGAUUUAGUUGUUUUACAAAAAUUGUUUGGAUUGUUUUCUAUUAUGAGCAUGAACUUAAAAAAAUGAUAUACACCAUUAUGAAAUGUUUGUAUUAUUCGCCAUCUGUUUACCAAUGGUACUUCUACUAUCAAGGUAUACCAGGCAGUUUUGUAUAGCUCAGAUCUGGCAGAGUCGUACAUCUUAAUAAUAA